Messenger RNA from Penicillium chermesinum, 615 nucleotides. RefSeq lists its product as uncharacterized. The transcript has 2 exons. Gene Ontology annotation, biological process: transmembrane transport. The record is from RefSeq and is a predicted model, not a curated record. Gene Ontology annotation, molecular function: transmembrane transporter activity. Bases 1 to 615 code for a protein of 204 amino acids. Lineage: Eukaryota; Fungi; Ascomycota; Eurotiomycetes; Eurotiales; Aspergillaceae.
AUGAGUAUCAACGGCCGGUCCGGCCUCAACUCAGGCAUCUGUAUUUUGCCAUUCACGCUGACCAUUGCUUUUGGAUCGGGCUUAACGGGCGGGCUUACUGCGCGAGGCCGCAUCCCGCCCAUCGUGGUAUUACUCGUCGCCACUACUCUGCAAGUCUUAGGAAUUGGUCUUCUUUACUCAGUUCCUGUCAACGCGCAUCUCCCCGCCCGUAUAUACGGAUAUCAAAUACUAGCUGGACUGGGCACCGGCCUCAGUCUGACGACCCUUUUGAAUAUUGUGCCAUUUUUAGUGGAGGGAAGUGCUUUAGCCGUUGCUCUGGGCGGAGUCACCCAACUGCGCAUCUUAGGCGGCGCGGUGGGAGUCUCCAUCGCGACAAAUUUAUUAAACAACACCGCCCGAACCAUACUAGCAACACAAUUGCCUUUGGACUCAAUUACUCGCAUCCUCCACGAUCUCUCGUCGGUAACGACCCUGCCAUCGGCCGAUCAGGCGAUUGUGCGUGCGGCAUUUGCAGAGGGAUAUCAUAAGCAGCUAGCGAUGAUGCUGGGAUUCUGCGCAGCUGAGAUCAUUGCUUUGGUGCUGAUGUGGGAGUGGCCGAUGCGGCGGUUAGCGUAG